ACAGACGAAACUAGAAACCCAAUAGGGAAGAAUAAAAAAGGCGAAAAAGUAUAAAAAAAUCAACAGAUCGAAGUGAAAAUGGAGUGCGUGUUUGGUUUAGUAGGCAAUGAUUUCGCCAUCGUUGCGGCGGACACAUCGGCGGUUCACAGCAUCCUCGUCCACAAAUCUAACGAAGACAAGAUCAUGAUCCUCGAUUCUCACAAACUCAUCGCCGCUAGCGGUGAACCCGGCGACAGAGUACAGUUCACGGAGUACAUUCAGAAAAACGUGGCUUUGUAUCAGUUUCGAAACGGUAUUCCUCUGACGACUGCCGCUGCUGCUAAUUUCACUCGCGGUGAGCUUGCCACUGCCUUAAGGAAGAAUCCAUACUCUGUGAAUAUCCUUCUGGCUGGCUAUGACAAAGAGACAGGCCCGUCUCUGUACUAUAUCGACUACAUUGCUACACUUCAUAAAGUUGAUAAGGGAGCAUUUGGUUAUGGAUCCUACUUCUCUCUAGCCAUGAUGGACAGGCACUACCACAGUGGCAUGACAGUGGAAGAAGCCAUUGAUUUAGUCGAUAAAUGCAUAAUGGAGAUCAGAUCAAGACUGGUCGUGGCACCACCAAACUUUGUCAUCAAGAUCGUCGACAAGGAUGGAGCAAAAGAGUACGCCUGGCGUGAAUCUGUCAAGGAUGCCGCCGUUGCUUCAUCCUGAAGAUAUUUUUCGUGGACUUGCUCUUCCGUUCUGAACGUUUAAUUUGCAUGUACCGAUAGGAAUCGUGUCUUGGCAACCAAAACUAGUGUUAAAAAAACUAUUUACCUAUUGACUUGAUUAUGUUCUUAAGUGGAAAAGGAUUUGGAAAUUUGAUGAUACUUUUUAUACUUGUUUGC
Molecule: messenger RNA, 869 nt
Organism: Hibiscus syriacus
Lineage: Eukaryota; Viridiplantae; Streptophyta; Magnoliopsida; Malvales; Malvaceae
Product: proteasome subunit beta type-2-A-like
Exons: 3
Coding region: 79-693 (204 amino acids)
Biological process (GO): proteasomal protein catabolic process
Cellular component (GO): cytosol; nucleus; proteasome core complex
Molecular function (GO): peptidase activity
Source: RefSeq, a predicted model, not a curated record